This is a messenger RNA of Cyphomyrmex costatus, 1205 nucleotides long. RefSeq names its product regulatory particle non-ATPase 11 (gene Rpn11). The transcript has 6 exons. Bases 148 to 1083 code for a protein of 311 amino acids. The record is from RefSeq and is a predicted model, not a curated record. Gene Ontology annotation, molecular function: metallopeptidase activity; protein binding. NCBI's taxonomy places the organism in Eukaryota, Metazoa, Arthropoda, Insecta, Hymenoptera, Formicidae.
AGGUUGCGUUCGUGAUUGUGCACAUUUGAGAGAGACUUGUCAUUGUUGAUUGGAGAAGAAGGAACGCUCGUUCGUUCUGUCGCGACAAAGCGAAAAUUCUGUUGCUGAAGACGAGUAAUCAGUGUAAAAGUUGAAUAAUACAUCAGAAUGGACAGACUGUUGCGACUAGGCGGUGGGAUGCCAGGCCUAAAUCAAGGGCCACCACCUUCUGAUGCACCCGUUGUAGACACAGCUGAGCAGGUGUACAUAUCGUCCUUGGCUCUUUUGAAAAUGCUUAAGCACGGCCGUGCCGGAGUACCGAUGGAAGUGAUGGGUUUGAUGUUGGGUGAAUUUGUUGACGAUUAUACUGUUCGCGUUAUCGACGUCUUUGCUAUGCCGCAAACAGGAACGGGUGUUAGUGUAGAAGCUGUAGAUCCAGUGUUCCAAGCAAAGAUGUUGGACAUGCUAAAACAGACUGGUCGGCCAGAAAUGGUAGUUGGCUGGUAUCAUUCCCAUCCAGGAUUCGGAUGCUGGCUGUCUGGAGUGGACAUUAAUACUCAACAGUCCUUUGAGGCUCUUAGUGAAAGAGCGGUAGCUGUUGUCAUUGAUCCUAUACAAUCAGUGAAAGGAAAAGUUGUUAUUGAUGCAUUUAGACUAAUAAAUCCUAACAUGAUGGUUUUAGGACAAGAACCCAGACAAACGACGUCGAAUUUAGGUCACCUACAAAAGCCGUCUGUUCAAGCGUUGAUACAUGGAUUGAAUCGGCAUUAUUACAGUAUUAGUAUUAAUUAUCGCAAGAACGAACUGGAACAAAAGAUGCUGCUAAAUCUUCACAAAAAAACAUGGAUGGAUGGUCUUACUCUUGCCGAAUAUUCGGAACACAGUCGACUUAAUGAGAAUAUUGUUUCUGAGAUGCUUGAACUUGCGAAGAAUUAUAAUAAGGCUUUGGAAGAGGAGGAAAAGAUGACACCCGAACAAUUAGCGAUAAAGAAUGUGGGCAAGCAAGAUCCAAAACGGCAUUUGGAAGAGAAGGUCGACACAUUAAUGGCUACAAAUAUUGUUCAGUGCUUGGGAGCUAUGCUCGAUACAGUUGUAUUUAAAUAACUUUUCCGAUACAUCACUUGCAAUAUGAUAUUUAAAGGAAAUAUACAUCUUUUUAAAAUAGAAAUAUAUGACGUUUUGUUAUUUUUCAAAGUGGACACAAUGCAAAACACGAAUUAAUACAU